Messenger RNA from Magnolia sinica, 980 nucleotides. Its product is annotated as vacuolar protein sorting-associated protein 52 B-like. Gene Ontology annotation, cellular component: GARP complex. The transcript has 4 exons. Bases 315 to 572 code for a protein of 85 amino acids. The record is from RefSeq and is a predicted model, not a curated record. NCBI's taxonomy places the organism in Eukaryota, Viridiplantae, Streptophyta, Magnoliopsida, Magnoliales, Magnoliaceae. Gene Ontology annotation, biological process: Golgi to vacuole transport; endocytic recycling; retrograde transport, endosome to Golgi. Gene Ontology annotation, molecular function: syntaxin binding.
AGCGAUAUAUUUAUUAAUGUGGCAUAUUACAGAGUUCCCAGAAAUGGCCUUGCAGAAAUCCUUUAACCUGUUGGUAGUUUUGAUGGCCCACUCUGAAACCUUGUAAUCGUUGAGAACUCUUUGUUAUAGAUCUGGAAACGCAUGCAACUGUCAUGAUUGUAAUUACUGUAUUUGUCUUCAUGAACUUAUAGGGCCCAGAGAUUCGGACUGGUUUUCUCAAGGACAGCAAGCCCAUCCAACUCAAGAAGGGUCAAGAGAUAACCAUCUCCAAUGUAAAGACAUUAUGGGAGGACGAUGUUCAUCCACAUUACGUCAUGAGACGUUAUGCCAAGUUCACAACCUCACUUAUUCAACUCAAUGAAGAAUAUGGAGAUGGUCAGCUUGAAUUGAAUCUAGAACGACUUCGAAUGGCUGUUGAUGAGUUGCUUAUUAAGCUUGCCAAAACAUUCACCAAGCCAAAGUUGCAAACAGUGUUCCUCGUAAACAAUUACGAUAUGACUAUUACUGUGUUAAAGGAAAAAAGGACUCUCAGGAGGUGGCUUCCAAAGUGUACAGGAAAGGUGAAGAUAUGAACUGCCACUCUAGUGUACUUGCACGUUCUUGCAGAUUCUAUUAGAAGGUUUUAUAUCUUCUUUGCUAUAGUUUUGUUCUGGUCUAGUAGGUGGUCAAUACUCAAGUGCUAUUAUGUCCUUAGUUCUGUGCUUUUGCCUAUGCUCUUGAGUACCAUAAGACACCAAUGCCCUUGAAUUUCAAAGAUGACCACCAUUCCCUUUCUUCUCAGCUCUUGGUUUGAGCCAAUGGGCUGCACAUUUUGUAAAAGUUUGCAUGCAACUCUUAACUUUUGUUCUUUAUGCUACGUGAUAUUCUGCUAGUUGAGAUCCACAACUUACUGAUUGCUCAGAAAUUUCUGGGAGCUGAUAGGCAGCUACAGUUCCAUGGUGGCAUGUUGGAUUAUCUUUUUUUCCCUGUAUGUGGAUUUU